Molecule: messenger RNA, 765 nt
Organism: Poecilia latipinna (sailfin molly)
Lineage: Eukaryota; Metazoa; Chordata; Actinopteri; Cyprinodontiformes; Poeciliidae
Product: GTPase IMAP family member 6-like
Exons: 1
Coding region: 1-765 (254 amino acids)
Molecular function (GO): GTP binding
Source: RefSeq, a predicted model, not a curated record
AUGUCUUUAACUAUUUUAAUUGUUUUCAUUUCAUCUCCAGUGUCUGAGCUCAGACUGGUUCUACUGGGAGGAAACUGGUCUGAGAGGAACUCAGUGGGGAACUUCAUACUGGGAGGUGAUGGUUUCACCAGAUCAUCAAACACCUUUAAGAAGAUUUCUGCUGAACUGGAAGAGAAACAAAUAUCUGUGAUCAACACUCCAGAUGUUUCGUUCCACACAGCAAAAGAACUGACAGCUUUCAUCAGAAAAUGUUCUGAUCUCUCUGAUCCUGGUCCUCAUGUCUUCCUGCUGGUUAUUCAGCCUGAAAGUUUCACUGAAGGAGAGAAAAAUAAGAUCUACAGAAUCCUUCAAGCCUUCAGUGAUCGAUCAUUUGAUCAUUCAUUGGUAUUGAUCCUGAAGCAGAGACAGAGAGGUUCUGUGAUCGGUUCUCCUCUGAAGAAUCUGAUCAGGAAAUGUAGAAACAGAUAUUUAAAGAUGGAGGAAACUGAACGUGAGCAGCUGCUGAUUCGCUUUGGACAAAUUAUGAAAGAAAACAAUGAAAACCAUGUGAGACAUGAAGAGUUACCGUCAGAUGAUCAGGCUCAGAAACGACCAGGAUCCAGACCUGCUGGUAAGAACAGGAUUCAAUCUGAUUCUAUAGCUCUACGUUCAUCGCUUUUAGAGAAAUUAAAAUACAUUUAUCACUACUGGACUAGAAAUAUUUCUUUUCUAAAUCUAAAUUAUUUAAUUCCAGGAAUUAAUUUUUAUAUGUUGAAAUGUAGUUGA